AAGUUGUGUGUGUUUUUAAAGGUCAGAAUCACGAAAAUCCUUGUGGACAAAAUCAGCGUGGAGUGCACGUGCAGGUCGUCGGACCUGCAAGAUCUGUCGGAAACGUGGCGUCCGCAAAAGGACAAGUACUAUGACUACGAACAAGAACGAGCAGACCGUCACCGAGACGAGUCACAAAGAAAGGCGGCUCACCGACGCAAACACGCCUACACGACGCGUGUGAUUGUCCACCCAAACUUCCUCAAUGUCGACUACGCGGGAGCCGAGACUCUCAUGAAGAACAAGCAGCAAGGGGAUGUUGUGAUUCGUCCUUCCAGUCAGGGCUCUGAUCAUCUCACUGUCACGUGGAAGGUCACUGAUGGGGUGCAUCAGCACAUUGACGUGAAAGAGAAGGACAAGGAGAAUGCCUUCAGUUUGGGCAAGUCCUUGUGGAUCGGCACUGAAGAGUUUGAAGACUUGGAUGAAAUUGUGGCCCGUUACGUGGCGCCGAUGGCUGCACAUGCCCGAGACAUUCUUAGCUACAAGUACUAUCGGGACACUGAAGGUGGGAACCGAGAAUUGGCCGAGGACAUCUUGCGAGAAGAGAAGAGGAAAGCUCCGAACAAGAUUCCCUACAUUUUGUCUGUUGUGGCUCAAGCUCACGGAACGCCGGGGAGAUUCAUGUUGUCGUAUCAGCCGAGAUUGAAGGCACGUCACGAGUUUGUGUCGGUGACGCCGGAAGGUUUCCGAUACAGGAAGCAGAGUUUUGACUCAUUGAAUGCGAUGCUCAAGUGGUUCAAGGAGCACCACCGAGAGCCAGUGCCGAACACACCCGGAGUACCUUCGGUGGCGCAGUCGGUCCGCACGCCAGGCGUGAGCAGGGAUGCGAUUCGACAGGCUGCUCAGAACAUUCCGGCGCACAUCUACAGUGCCCUGACGAAGGUGGCCCAGGGUGGCCAGACGCCGCACACGCCUCACUAUCCGCAUACGCCGCAUACUCCGUACACACACUAUACUCAAACG
Molecule: messenger RNA, 1002 nt
Organism: Notodromas monacha
Lineage: Eukaryota; Metazoa; Arthropoda; Ostracoda; Podocopida; Cyprididae
Source: the annotation of a GenBank genome assembly